Danaus chrysippus (African queen) is the source of this 1056-nucleotide messenger RNA. NCBI's taxonomy places the organism in Eukaryota, Metazoa, Arthropoda, Insecta, Lepidoptera, Nymphalidae. The record is from the annotation of a GenBank genome assembly.
AUGGCAGUGAAUGUGUACUCCACAAAUGUGACGUCGGAAAAUUUAUCAAGGCAUGAUAUGUUGGCGUGGGUGAAUGACUGUCUUCAAUCGAACUUCGCUAAAAUCGAGGAGCUCUGCACGGGCGCCGCUUAUUGCCAGUUCAUGGAUAUGCUGUUCCCUGGCAGUGUACCCAUGAAAAGAAUUAAGUUCAAGACAAACUUAGAGCAUGAAUACAUACAGAACUUUAAAAUUCUUCAAGCUGCUUUCAAAAAAAUGUCUGUAGAUAAGGUAAUACCAGUGGACAAGCUGAUUAAGGGGAGGUUUCAAGAUAAUUUUGAGUUUUUGCAGUGGUUUAAAAAGUUUUUUGAUGCAAACUAUGAUGGAAGGGAGUAUGAUGCGUUUGACGCCCGUGGUGGCCUAACUAUUGGUUCGGGGGCGUGUGAGAGCGGGGUGCCUCUGUGUGUCUCCGCAGCGCCUCCACGAGUGCGUCGCGCUGCGCCCUUACAUCAUUCGGGCAUACCCAUUGACAGACUGGUGAAGGGUCGGUUUCAAGAUAACUUUGAGUUCUUGCAAUGGUUCAAGAAAUUUUUUGAUGCCAACUAUGGAGGCACGGAGUACGACGCAAUGGCACAGCGCGAAGGCCUGCCAAUGGGUCACGGAGCCCCGGGAGCUCCGCCCAGGGCUGUUCCCGCUGCCGUUAAGAAACCGACCGCUCCUGUCGCUAAAGUCGCAGCCAGACCCCAAACCAUUAUGAAGGCAAAUAGCACAGUGAGGUCUCCGCCAAUGAAUCCAUCGAGAUUAACUCAAAGUGGUAAAGGAGAUGCUAAAGUAAUAGAUGACUUACAACACCAGGUAAGCGAAUUAAAAGCAACUGUUGAUGGAUUAGAAAAGGAAAGAGACUUUUACUUUGGUAAGCUUCGGGAUAUAGAAGUAAUCUGUCAAGAGAUGGAGGACCAGCAUAAUGCCCCAAUAGUUCCAAAGAUUUUGGACAUUUUAUAUGCAACUGAGGACGGAUUCGCGCCACCAGAAGAGGAGGACGGUGACAACCCUCACCCGCCCGAAGAAGACGAAUAUUGA